AUGCCAUUAUUUGUACCUACUAGACUGACAUACAUUGAGUCUGUGGCAAAAUACGUGUGUGUUUUGCUCUUUUUGAUCCUAUGUGUCAAAGUCUUUCUAAAAACGAGAGAGCUAGUUACUCAGCCUUUCAUCGAUGAGAUAUUCCACCUACGUCAAUGCCAAACGUAUUGUGCUUACAAGUUUGAUCAAUGGGAUAAUAAAAUAACAACCCCACCGGGGCUCUAUAUAUUGGGAUUUGUGUAUUCUAAACUCAUUGAAGUGAUUACUGGAUUACCAAAACUAUGUCAAGACUUCAAUGUGCUACGGUCAUUGAAUCUAGUUGGAGGAGUCGUUAUUUUACCAAUUGUCUUGCUGAACUUCAAGAAAUCGAAUUCAAGACAAUACUGGACAGUUAAUGUUUUAUCACAACCACUACUUUUCACAUACUACUUUUUGUUUUAUACGGAUGUGUGGUCCACAAUUCUCGUGGUGAUGUCGCUCAGUUUGAUCAAUACUAGAGCACACCAAUGGCCCAUUCUAAGUUCAGUGACUGGGUUUGCUAGCUUGUGGUUAAGGCAGACAAAUAUAGUUUGGGUCGCAUUCAUUGCGGUUGUAUAUAUUGAUCGAAAGGUUUACAGAACCCAGUCCAUCCUGAGUAGGAUCCAUUCCUUCAUCACAACAAGUUUUAGUAACUGGUUAUCAUUGACAGGUUAUGCUAUCAACUUUGUUUUAUUUGUUGUGUUUUUGAAGUACAACGGAGGUAUCACAUUUGGUGAUAAGGAGAACCAUCAAAUACAGUUGCAUUUUGUGCAAGUGUUUUACUGCUUUACAUUCAUCAAUUUCUUCACAUGGCCAGUGUGGUUGAGUCGGUCAACUAUGUCCAGGUAUAUCAAAUUCAUUACUGGUAAUUACGGAUUGAAUCUACUCUUUAAUGCAGUAGCAUUUGCAGGUAUAAAGUACAUCAUUGACAACUACACGAUAGUGCAUCCUUUCCUUCUUGCUGAUAAUAGACAUUAUACUUUCUAUAUCUUCAAGAGAUUGCUCAGUCAAAAGUAUAGCAGUCUUGUGGCUGUCCCUGCUUAUCAUUUUGCAAUGUACAAUAUUGUCACAUCAUUGGCAAGGUCUAGGAAGCUCAACUUGUCACCCAUUGGAAUUACAGCCUUUAUCGGGGCCACUGUACUUACUAUUGUUCCAUCACCAUUGUUCGAGCCAAGAUAUUACCUCAUCCCACUUGUCAUAUUCAGGGUCUACAUCGCCCCUAGCUAUGAAGCAUUCCAUGUUGUUGAAUUCAUUUGGUUGAAUUUAAUAAACUUGGUCACUUCGUACAUUUUUUUCACAUACCAAUUCACGUGGUUAAGUGAACCAAAUUCGAUUCAGAGAAUAAUUUGGUAG
Lodderomyces theae is the source of this 1371-nucleotide messenger RNA. RefSeq names its product dolichyl-P-Glc:Glc(2)Man(9)GlcNAc(2)-PP-dolichol alpha-1,2- glucosyltransferase (gene DIE2). The coding region runs from base 1 to 1371 and encodes 456 amino acids. Gene Ontology annotation, molecular function: dolichyl pyrophosphate Glc2Man9GlcNAc2 alpha-1,2-glucosyltransferase activity. NCBI's taxonomy places the organism in Eukaryota, Fungi, Ascomycota, Pichiomycetes, Serinales, Debaryomycetaceae. Gene Ontology annotation, biological process: protein N-linked glycosylation; dolichol-linked oligosaccharide biosynthetic process. The transcript has a single exon. The record is from RefSeq and is a predicted model, not a curated record. Gene Ontology annotation, cellular component: endoplasmic reticulum.